Molecule: messenger RNA, 2375 nt
Organism: Phodopus roborovskii (desert hamster)
Lineage: Eukaryota; Metazoa; Chordata; Mammalia; Rodentia; Cricetidae
Gene: Lax1
Product: lymphocyte transmembrane adaptor 1
Exons: 5
Coding region: 131-1342 (403 amino acids)
Biological process (GO): lymphocyte activation; antigen receptor-mediated signaling pathway; negative regulation of T cell activation
Cellular component (GO): plasma membrane
Source: RefSeq, a predicted model, not a curated record
CUGUAUGCAAAAUACAUACCAGUUUGCCUUUCUUUCCUAUGAAUCAGCAACUUAAAGUCAAGAGAAGGGCAACCACACUGGCUAGUCAAUACUGACACCGAGAAGACUUAGACAUCGCAGAGCCCCAGGGAUGUAUACCACACCGGCCCGACCAUACGUCACAAGAAGGGACUCGGGGCCCAGCACUUCGCAGGGGACCCCUGGCAGCCUGGAAGGAAAGAAAGGCCAGAACAACAGCAUCUACCCUGUCUUUGUGGUACUCCUGGUUGCCUUCCUGGUCAUCGUGGCUGCCUGCAUCCUGUGCAACUGGAACAAACGGAAGAAGCGGAGAGUUCCUUACUUCCAAGUAACUCCAUCGCUGACUCUGCCUCCACCCAGACAGCGAGCCAAAAAUAUUUAUGACUUCUUGCCCCAGCAGCAGGCAGAGCUGGGGAGACAUCAGUCGAACGGUUUCAGCACUGAGAACCUCCUGUCCAGAGAUUCCGAUAGCCCUGAGCACGAGGCCUCCCAAGCAGAUGGUUCCCUUCAGAUACACAGAGCUUCUGUCCACGCUGUGGAGUACACAGUAGGCAUCUAUGACAAUGGCACAGUGCCCCAGAUGUGUGGGCACCUGGCCCCCUCCGUAUAUCAUAUCAGCAACCCCAGCAUUUCUUCCACGGAGUCAAAUGACUAUGUCAAUGUCCCCACGGCAGAAGAGACCAGUGGGUCUCUAACUUCUACCAAAAGCACUCCUGAAAACCUCCGUGGCCUUCCCGGUGCCCAGAAGCUGGAGUUUGCUGAAGGGGGGCUCGCAGGCUGUAGGGCUGCCACUGGCCACACUGGUUUGUGGGCUCCAGGAAGUAAGUACAGCGCAUCACUCAGUGACGGGGAAGAUUCAUCUCGGAGUUCAAACGACUACGUCAAUAUGACAGGUUUGGAUCUUGACAAUGUCCAAGAGAAUCAGCCCAGGUUGGCUUUUCAGUGCUGCGGAGAUUAUGAAAACGUCCCAGCAGCAGCAGACGCCAACGGAAGCCAGCUGGAGACUCGGGAAGACGGGGGACCCUCACGUACAGACCGUGGGGAGCCUGUCUGGACGGUCCUGCCUUCCGUGUAUUACACGGCGUGUCAACCGUCUACACAGAGUGAGGAUGGUGAGGUGAUACACGCAGAAGCGCCGUCAGAUGAAGACUCUAAUGACUAUGAGAAUGUGCUAGCUGCCGACUUGGGAGGGGUCUGCCAACAGGGGCCUGGUGCUUGGCCUCCUUCUGAUAGUGGCACACCAAGCUACCUAGCUGCAAAGUUUCCUGAGGUGGCCAGUCCUGCUGGAUCUUUAGCCACUGAAAUCUCUAGGGAAGAUGCCUAAGUGCCGUAGCAUCCUGUUGGAUUCGAUUGGUCAGGCUAAGGAGGCUGAGCGGAGCUGGGCCCUAGCAGAGGCUGCAGAAAAGCAAAGGUUUAGGAAGCCCAGAGAGAGUUCUCCUUAGUCAAGGUUGCUGCUGUUAGCUUUCAGGCCAACUGAAGUAAGCUUAGUGACACUGUCUUACCGGGAUGGUAGAAAAGGCACAGCACAUAGCACUUAGAAUAAAGAUGAGAUAUGUCAAAAAUAAUCACCUUCACAAACACUGGAGAAGUGUAGAUGAUUUUGUGAGUCAGGCAGGCGGGAAGGAGGAACAAGUUGGGGUAGGGCAGGCAAUUUUCAGUUAAAGAAGAGCUGGUGAGGAUGUAAAACUAUGACAAUCCUGUUGCUCUAGUGUGAUUGCAAGCUUGUUGUAUGAACCCUUAGGAACUGAGACCACUUUCCAGUGUAUACUGGAGUUGUACAAAUAAGUUAUUCCGUUGUAGGUAAGGAGGGACGGGUUCCCUGUAAAAUGUUUUUAUUAUAUUAACCUGAGCUAUAUAUGGCCAUUUACAUAUAGGCAUAUAAUGUACUCUGAGAUGUCCACCCAUCCCUCAAAAUGUUCCCUUUUCCCAUCUUUCUCCUUCCAACGAAACCACUGCAUUCCCCUGGACAAUCUCACUUCGACUUUCCUAUCAUCUGAGCAUAUAUAAUUUUAUGUAUCCAUAUAAAAAUCUAGGACCCACUAAUGAGAGAAAACAUGUGAUAUUUGUUUCUUAAUCAGUGUGGUACUGACUGUGGUCAGAUAAAACCUCCGUGUGGUUUUAAUUAGCAUUUCUCUGAUGGCCAAUGAUGGUAAACCCUUUAUUGGACAUCUGUAUUUUAUCUUUUUUUAAACGCCCUACAGACAUGCCUAAAGCCUGAUUUUUCUUUUUAUCAUAUUAUUUUUAAAAUUGUUAUUGCACGAACAUUGGUGUUUUUCUUGCAUGUAUGUCUGCGAGGAUAUCCUCUGGAACUGGAGUUAGAGACAGCUGUGAGUUACCAUGUGCGUUCUGGGGACUGA